Molecule: messenger RNA, 1785 nt
Organism: Cicer arietinum (chickpea)
Lineage: Eukaryota; Viridiplantae; Streptophyta; Magnoliopsida; Fabales; Fabaceae
Source: RefSeq, a predicted model, not a curated record
AUGCAACAUCUUUUGACAUUGAUGGAACGUGACAAAUACGUUUAUCGAUAUAGGAAGGUAGAUGGUUUAGAUGAGUUGAGGGACAUAUUUUGGGCCCAUCCAGACGCUAUCACUCUUGUGAAUAAUUUUCACAUAAUAUUGAUUAUGGAUAGCACUUACAAGACCUGUAGGUAUCGAAUGCCAUUACUUGAGAUUAUUGGUGUUACAUCUACUGAAAUGGCAUUUUGUGUGGGAUUUGCAUAUCUACAGUCUGAGCGUGUUGAUAACUUCACAUGGGCACUACAAAUGGUGAAAGAACAGAUUACAAGUGGUGAAGUUGAAGUCAUCGUUACUGAUAGAGACCUUGCUUUGAUGAACGCAGUUGAAAAUGUUUUUCCAAAAGCAGUGAAUUUAUUAUGCUUGUUUCAUAUAUGCAAGAAUGUCAAAGCCAAGUGCAAGAUGACCGUGUUUCCAAAAAAGAAGCAAGUGCAAAUAAUGGAGGCAUGGGAGGCUCUUAUUUACAGUUAUGAUGAGGCUCAGUACUACAUGAAGUUGGCUAUCUUUGAAGGAAUUUGUAGUAAUUGUUCUAUUUUUUAUGAUUAUGUACACGAGCAGUGGUUAAUUCCUCACAAGGAAAGGUUUGUUGAGGCGUGGACAAAUAGAGUUAUGCACUUUGGGAACACCACAACACAAAGGGUUGAGUCGGCACAUUGGAGUUUGAAAAGGAUAUUACAAGAUAGUAUUGGUGAUAUAUGCAGUGUUUGGGAAACCAUCAAUAGCAUGAUUGUAUUACAACACAAUGAGAUAAUAGCAUCAUUUGAAAAGAGCAUCAUUCAAAAGGUGCAUCGCUAUAGUAACAGAUUAUACGCGAAUUUGCGUGGUGUUGUGUCAAAAAAUGCAAUUGAUCACAUUGCGGCAGAGUAUGAUCGCGUGAAGUAUGUAGGUAUUGAUCAGACUGAGUGUCGUUGCACAAUUAGGACAACACAUGGUCUACCUUGUGCAUGUGAAAUAGCCAGGUAUAGUAUGAUCCCACGUUCCAUUCCAUUAGACGCUAUUCAUGGUUGGUGGAGUAAAUUAACUUUCCAUGUUGAUGCAUCGAGUCAACCUUCAGAGUUAUCUAUGAAACAUGAAAUAGAUGUCCUAGUGAAAAAGUUUGAAGAACUGGAUGUACCUGGAAAAAUUUCACUUAAAGGUAAAUUACGAGAGAUCGCGUAUCCAUCGACUACGUCGAUGUUUCCACCGGUUGCCAAGGUUAAAACAAAAGGUGCACCAAAAAAAGGCAAAAGUAAGGUAUCAAAAAGAGAUAAAUCAACCAAGCGUGAUCCAUCUUGGUGGGAGUAUGUGGAUGCAAGUGUUCGAUGUAGUGGUACAAAUGCAUGUAGCACUAUAGAUGCCAAUGACAUUAUUGAUGUCGGUGAUGAUGGUAAUUGUGGAUAUCGUGCAGUUGCAGCUUUACUUGGAAUGGGUGAGAACUGUUGGGCGUUCAUCCGUCAACAGUGUGUGAUAGAGCUUCAAGAGUUCAUGUCUCAUUACGAGAUACUAUUUGGUGGAGAAAAUUAUGUUCGACAACUUAUACACAAUGUGUAUGUUGAGCAAGUUGCGUCGAAGGAUAAUUGGAUGACACUUCCAGAAAUGGGAUAUGUGAUUGCUUCGAAGUUUAACGUGGUUGUCGUCGCAUUAUCACUUAACCAAUCACAAACAUAUUUUCCACUUCAGAGUCCACCACCAACAUGUAUGUCAGAUCAUCGUGUGAUUGUUAUUGCAUUUGUUAACAACUGUCAUUUCGUACAGGUUUACUUAAAGUGA